This is a messenger RNA of Sceloporus undulatus (fence lizard), 3726 nucleotides long. It is a transcript of the gene VCAM1, whose product is annotated as vascular cell adhesion molecule 1. Gene Ontology annotation, biological process: cell-cell adhesion. The record is from RefSeq and is a predicted model, not a curated record. NCBI's taxonomy places the organism in Eukaryota, Metazoa, Chordata, Lepidosauria, Squamata, Phrynosomatidae. Gene Ontology annotation, cellular component: membrane. Gene Ontology annotation, molecular function: integrin binding. The coding region runs from base 220 to 2082 and encodes 620 amino acids. The transcript is spliced from 8 exons.
UUUCACUUUUUCCCUAGGCUUUUUUUUUUUUUGGAGGGGAUUUUCCCAGCAUGGAAAUUCCUCCUUUCUUCCCUCUCCCUUCCUCUGUUUAUAUAAAGAAAGAGCCUGCAAGAGACCCUCUCAGGAUCACUUUUGCCUCUCAGAGGGAAGCCUUGACAGCCCUUUCAGGAGCAGCAGCAUCCCAUCUUCUUCCCUUUUCCAAAGCCAGGAAACCACACAAUGCCAUUCUCAGCAACAUCAGCCCUUCUCUUCCUGCUCUCACUCCAAGUUGCGAAAGCAUUUGAGAUAAAAGACAUUGCACCAGAUCAUAAAGUUGCUGCCCAGAUUGGUGACAGGUUGGUGCUAAGUUGCCGCACAACUGGCUGCCCAUCACCAGAUUUCUCUUGGAGAACCCAGAUGGACAACCCAUUAGGUGGAAUAACAAGUCGCCAAGGAAGUGACUCCUUCUUAACCUUGGCAUCGGUUGGAUUUGAACAUGAGCACAAUUAUCUCUGCAAUGCUAUUUGUGGAAACGAGAGAAGAGAAAGGAGAGUCCAGAUUGAAAUCUACUCAUUCCCCAGUGAUCCUGUUAUCGAGAUCAGUGGCCCACUUGUUCUUGGGAAACCGUCUCAAGUCAUCUGUCGUGUUCCUAAAGUAUAUCCAUCUGAACGCCUGGUGGUAUCUCUGAAGAGAGAUGGAGAAGUUCUUAAAGUUGAAGAGUUUUUUAAUGAUGAACCCACCAGAUUAGUAGAAACAAAAACUGUGAAUAUUACUUUUACUCCUACUGAGGAAGAUAUUGGAAAAGAGAUCACAUGCAUAGCUGAAUUGCCAAUAGAGGAGUUGGAGUUUGAGCCCAAGCAGAGACAGGCAAGACAUCGGCUCGAUGUGAACUUUGGUCCACAGAAUACUCAUAUCACUGCAUCUCCAGGCAACAACCUUUUGGAAGGGGAAGCAUUGAUGCUUAGCUGCGGGACUCAAAGUCAUCCACCAGCUAAGGUUGUCUGGAAGAAGCAACUGGCUAAUGAAACUAUCCAGCAUAUUGCAGAAAGUUCUACUCUCUCCAUUCCAAAUGCUCAGUUCUGGGAUUCAGGAAUCUACGUCUGCGAAACCACAAAUGCUAUAACCAAUGAAGUCGAGAACAGAACAGUGUCUAUAUCUGUACAAGGUGCCCCCAGAGACCUAGAGUUCUCCAUUCUUCCUGCUUCGACAGUACAAGAAGGGGAAAGUGUUACUCUGAAAUGUUCUGCAAAGAGCGACCCUGCUCCCAAGGUGGUUAUAAGGAGGAAAUCUGACAGUAAGACUGUGAUCCAGGGUGGAUUAGUCUAUAUCCCAAGUGUAAGCCCUGAUGAUGCAGGAGACUAUGAGUGUCAAGUGGAGAAUCAAUUUGGGGAAAAUAAAAUGACAAGAUCACUCAUUGUGCAAUAUGCGCCAAAGGGAACAAUAGUCACUGUCACCCCGUCUAACAUAAUCAAGGAAGGAGACCAUGUUACUAUGUUUUGCUUUACUGAUGCCAAUCCCACUCCAUGGUUUUCCUGGAAAAAGCUGCUAGCAGAUGGAAGUUCUCACCUCAUUUCUCAAGGUGAUGCCUUGCCUUUGAAAAACAUACGGGCUGAAGAUAUGGGACGUUAUGGGUGUGAAGUUAUUAACGAGGUUGGAAAAGACCUCAAAGCUGUGGAAUUAAUUGUUGAAGCCUUUUCAUCAACUAUUCCAACAUCAACUGCUGGACCUGAAAUAAUUACUGAAAUGGAAGAUUUCACUAUUAAGAGUACAGCUUAUAAUACUCCACAACAAGAGGCUGACCAUCUGGGAAAUAAAACUUCCCCUACCCCAAAGGACAUGCUGUUUACAUCAUACACAGAAUCCAAAAAUAAUACUAUCACAUAUGUAGUGGAUAAUUCAAAUGAUGUUAGCAAUGAUACAGAAGAUAAUAAAAUAACAAUAGCCAAAAUGGAAGAGCCAGAUUAUAUGAUUCCUACGAUCAUUGUGGUGUCCUCCUUAGCAACAGCAGCUGGUCCCAUGGCGGCAAUAUUGAUUUACUUCUUUAGGAAGACAAAGAUCAAUGGAUCCUACAGUCUUGGAAGCUCACUGAAACCAAAAGUUUAAAACAAAGAGCAUCUACACAUUGUGUGCAAUUUUACCAAGUGGGUAGUGAGAGGACUCCGUGAGUCUCUUGUCAACAACAACGCUCACUAGGGGGAUUUGGGUCAGUUUCUGGGUUGUUUCCAGAUGAGGUGUUCAUUGUGCAACCACUUUGACUCCAGACUGGAAUAUGGAAGGAGCAAGGGGAAAUAUCCUCAGUCUGCAUUUGUAGCCCUUCUCUGUUUUCCCACUUCUUCCCUCAACUUACACAGGGGGAAACAAUCUGUCAGUGAAGGAAAAACAAUAUAGCUGCACAGUGCCUUUUUGACUGGUUGCACCACAGGAACUGUUUGUCUGGAUGCACCCUAUCUCCAGGUAACCUACCUCACAGGGUUCUUGUGUGAAGAUAAAAUAGGAUGGCAAACAUAGCUGUGUCCCAAGAUCCAUGGUGAAAAGAAUGCUUUUUCAAAUGCAAUAAAGAAGUUUCACUUUUUGUAAGCUAUUCUAAGUGAGGAGGCAUGGAAAAACUGCCUGUUAAUAGCAGGAGAUAAUUUGUUUUCUGGAAGUGCCUUCACAAAAAGAAAUCCUAGAAACAUUAGGUUUUCCUUCCACGUAAAUAAUAUAUAAUUUCCUGAGCAGAGUUUAAAUUAAGUUUCACAUGUGCAAUAGCCCGGCUAAUUCUAUAUACAGAUAUUAAAUUCCACAAACAGAACAAUGGUUGUCAAAUUGUUAAAAAGCAAUAUGGUAUAUUUGUGUUAUUAUGAAAUGUUCUACAGGAUGAUUAGAGAACUCAAUGAGAUUUCUCCGUAUUCUUGCCAAACUAGUUCCCCCAGAAUUAAGCUGGUAUAAAACUGACAUAACUUCAUACUGUAGAGAGAGGUCCUGUGGUUUCAUUCCAUGUACCUCUAUAAAGUUAAGACUACAACCCUAUACUCAGUAGGGGAUGAGCCCCAUUGUACCCAGUGGGACUUAAAUCAGAAGAAAUAUGCUUAUGACCAUGUUGUGCAAUGUCCUCCAUUUAUACUAAGUGGAGAAAAUAAGAUGGUGUUAGAGUUCAGGGACAAAGAAGAGCCCUUUAAAAUAUGUGCUUUUGAUUGUAUUUUACAAAAGGAGUCAGAUAUACAUUUCACAAUCAAAUUGUCAUUUAGUUUCCACUGGAGAAAUACGUGCAUUGCCAUUUUUUAAAGUUGUCACACAUCCACCUGCAAGUUCAUGUUCUUGGUACUUUUGCUUCUUAUGCAGUAUUAUUUAAAUUUUUGUAGCAUCUGAGUUUUCAUCUAUGAAUUAAAGUACUGGUAUCUGAAUUCCCUCUGUUCCUAUCUGUAAAUCCUUGUUCCUUUGAAUGGUGGAGUAGCCAAAAUGCUUCAGUGUUAAAUUCAUAAAGAAAAGUCUUGCUUCCUAACACUUGAUUAUACCUUUGUACAAUUUUCCAGAUUUUUUAAAAACAAGAGUGUAACAGUUAUGUAGCAAGUGGGAUGGAUACAGUGAUUUAUGGUGCAAUUAUUGUUUUAUGGUAUUUUGACUGAAAUAUUUAAAAGUGUAUUAUGUUAUAUUCUUAUCGAUCUUAUUAUUUUUUGGUAAAAUAACAAGCAAUGUAAUGAGUUUCUUGAAAAGAAAUGAUAACAUUAAUGCCAGUGAAUUGCCUUUGUGUUCUUUGCAAUAAAUUAU